AUGGCCGAUCAGACCCCAGCUCACCACGACGCGCCCUCUCUCCCCGGCUCACCUUUGCCCAAACGGACAAAGUACACCGAGGCUGCACCGAACCUCAGUGUCGCAGCAUUGAUCAACGAUCCUCAAGCUGCUACACCCACACCACAAACGACGCAACUGCCCAACCCGCUGUCCGAGAUGUCCGCCCCUCUCAAUGCGACCGCGACCGCGUUGCCCGCCCUGCCUUCCAUGUCCGCCCUUGAACCGCCCCCGCCAGCCAUUCAAGUCAAACUCCUCUCUCCCACCGCCAAGGUGCCGACGCGUGGCUCUGCAUUCUCCGCGGGCUACGAUCUUUACGCAUCCAAGGAAGCUGUGAUUCCCGCGCGUGGGAAGGCAUUGGUCGAUACCGACAUCAGCAUUGCCUUACCUGUCAACACGUAUGGAAGAGUUGCGCCGAGAAGUGGACUCGCUGCGAAGCAUAGCAUCGACACGGGGGCUGGGGUCAUCGAUGCAGACUACCGAGGCCAGGUCAAAGUCUUGCUGUUCAAUUUCAGCGACGUCGAUUUCAAGGUCGACGUGGGCGAGAGAGUGGCACAGUUGAUUGUGGAGAGGAUCUACACCCCAGAAAUUGUCGAAGUCGCUGAGCUAGAGCAGACAGUUCGCGGUGCAGGAGGCUUUGGCUCAACGGGA
Sphaerulina musiva SO2202 is the source of this 669-nucleotide messenger RNA. RefSeq names its product dUTP diphosphatase. Lineage: Eukaryota; Fungi; Ascomycota; Dothideomycetes; Mycosphaerellales; Mycosphaerellaceae. Gene Ontology annotation, biological process: dUTP catabolic process; dUMP biosynthetic process. The transcript is spliced from 3 exons. Gene Ontology annotation, molecular function: magnesium ion binding; dUTP diphosphatase activity. The record is from RefSeq and is a predicted model, not a curated record. The annotation marks the transcript as partial.